Molecule: messenger RNA, 1224 nt
Organism: Nematocida homosporus
Lineage: Eukaryota; Fungi; Microsporidia
Exons: 1
Coding region: 1-1224 (407 amino acids)
Source: RefSeq, a predicted model, not a curated record
AUGGUCGGUGGUCUAAACACGGAAAGCAAUGAUGCGCUUGAAGAAAUAUCGAUGAUUCCAAAAGAAGAAAGAAAAGGCUUCUUAGAUCUCAUAGUGAGCUUUAUGUCUACGGACACAGUGGAAAACGAUGCCAAAGCCGAAACACUGCUAUUGACUGCAGGACUACAUGAGAAUACCGACAUGGAUGGUGCCAGUGCUUGGAAUGUAUUUAACAAUCACGCGAUGGCAACUGGUGAUGAAGGUAAUAAACUGAUCGAGGACCAAGUGAACCAUCAGGAUGAUUCAUUAGUGGAUGCUUUUCAAGAGAAGAAUAUGGAUCUUGAUUUUAAUUGGCUAUCAAGUACCUCUCUAGAGGAGGAGGAGGAAAAGCAUAAGCAACUUGGGGACCAGCAUGUUACAUUUGAGCUACCAUCUAGCCAUACACAAGAUGACUACAAUACCGCCAACAACAAUGUCAAGAAUGAAUAUAAGAGUGGACAUAAUAGAAAUAACGAUGUCGGGGUGGAAGUUGAUGACCCAAAGCAGAAAGACGUCCUCAAACAACGGAGAAUGAACAUCGGAAUAGUGACCGAAAACCCGACUACUAUCAUGGGCCGGUCUUUCUUGGGUUGUUUUUAUGUUGCAUUGGUGACUAGGGUUAUUAGCUGGCUAGUAUAUGUCAAUAUCUUGAUUAGGCCUAAAGAUUAUUUACCGAAUUACUUUCCAUACGGAGCUAUAGGAAUAAGAAGACUGCACCAAGACUUUCCAAUUCUUCCAAUCAUAGGGGACUGGUUGGAUUUUGUUAUGUCUGUCGUUGCGGCUGUGGGGAUUUGCUUCUUUUCCUUCAACCUUCUAACCUGCUCUAAGACGAACAUAGACAAGAUAAUUGAAUCGAAAUACAGUUACCUUCGUUGUGUGGGGGCAAUUUUGGUCUGUGUUUGGAUAUAUCUCUCGGGUUGUUGGGUAGUACAUUCUUUUUGUAGACACUUCUUCUUCUGGAGCCCGGCUCUGGUACAUGGCGUUAUUGCGCUAAUAAGUUGUAUGACUGUUGGGGGAAUGUUGCGGCUUUUCGCUCCAGGCGUUGCAUGGGGGAAUCCUUGGCGCAAUAUACAUGCAUCCAGAGGACUUCCGUUUCUAACAUUACUCGCAUUUCUUAAUCUCCUUGGACUACUAAGUAGCAUUACUGUUACUCCAAUGAUCCAGAGCCCGGCAAUUGUUACGACAGAUAGACAAUACAGUGGCUAG